CACACACACAAACGGCAGAGACGCGACUGCGCUCUUGCGCGCACACGCACACACGCGCGCACACACACUUAUACACGAGCACGCUUCUUGCGGUCGUGUGAAACGCGCGCGUGUGUGUGUGCGCGCGUGUGCGUGAGUGUGUUUCUUCUUUACGCCAAGAUUUUGUAGUGAAGCAGCGGCAGCGGCAGAAGCAGAAGCAGCACGUCGCUCUCGCACCGUCCGCUCUCACACCGUUCACUGCCUCGCCCCCGCUCCUGCGUCUCUCGUGCGGCGGAGCUGAAGGCGCGAGGUGACGGUAGAAUGGGCAAACCGCUCCGGCUUCCACUGUAACUCUGGAAAUGGAGCCCACAUUCCCGCGGGGAGACAAAGAUGAGGUCCAUGUGGAGGAGCCGGUCCGUAUGCGUGCCGUGAGGAUGCGUGGUGAGGGGCUACUGUGGGACGACCCUCUGCACUUCUCGUGGCUGAUGGAGGCCGAGUCUUUCACAUCGUCAGUGCAGGCAGGUGGCCCCGUGCCCGGCACAGCCAUGACACUCGAGCAGAAGACCACCUUCGCCUUUGUCAUCUUCCUCUUCGUCUUUCUCUGUAUGCUGAUCGUGCGCUGCUUUCGUAUCCUCCUGGACCCCUACCGCAGCAUGCCCACCUCCACCUGGGCAGAUGGCCUCGACGGCCUUGAGAAGGGCCAGUUUGAUUACACGCUAGCAUAGGGGAGACACACACACACACUUAAAUUAGAUACACUUACUUAAAUGAACCACAAACAACCUUAAAGUGAAUACAGGCAAACAUCAUUUGAUGUAUAUUACACAUGUAGCUAAAAAUACUAUAUACACACACUUCAGUAAAGAAAUUUAUGUGACACGAUAUGAAGUUAAAGAAUUUAGAUGCAUGGUUAGUAAAACGUCAAGCUUGAUCAAAUUAGAAAAAAAAAACGUUGCAUCACACACACAUAUGUGCACACACAGGGUGUUUUGUGAAAGGAGCAGUCAGGGAUUGUGGGUGCUGCCAGUGAGCAGUUGUGGACCAGCGUGUGCCCCUCUGUGCCAGUCUGUGCCUCUGUAAGCCUGGUGACACUCAUACAGGGUAACCCAAGCGCUGCUCCUUCAGCUUCCGGCAAACACCCAGCACCGGUUUCCUCCUCUCACCGACACGACACCAUGGAUAUCUGCACUGUUGUAUACUGCCAAGUAAACAUCUUUAGAUGAUAUGUCCUUUUGAAGACCCUUUAUAAGCACUUCAGAAAUACUACAUAGGUUAUUGCUCUUGACUAUUAAAGUGAGCCUUAAGGUAUGCACUGUUAUCAUCGAUGCAGCUUGUCCGAAUUAGCUGUUAGGAUGUGUUUGUGCAGUGCUUAUGGCUUCUUCAAGGGCCACUUUAUUCAAAUUAUGCCACUUUUUCUAACACGGGCAAGUCAUUGGAAAAUAUUCGAUCUAGACGCUCUAGAUGGCAUGUGUGGGUUUGUUUGUUGUGGCCCCCAUUAGAACGUUACAGACAAUUGGAGUCCUGUACGGAUCUAAAAAAAACAUAAUUUAAAAAGUGAUCGAACAGUCAGCAUAUACUGCCUCAUUAGCACAAGAUCUUGGAUUUAGAUCGGUUCCAUUUUAAUAACCGAUCCGCCAUGAUUAACUUCGUCAGCCUUUCCAUUCGAAGCCGUAGCCGCUGGAGCCAUAAUCGCUAAUUUGCCUUGAGAAAGAUUCAUCGCUAAAAGCAAAUGAUGAGGAAAAAGGCCACUUUUUAGAAAUGCCUCCUUAGUCAUUCAUGUGGUGAUAAAAAAAAAUGUCUUGUCACUUUUGUCACACAGAAUCUGGCUGAAUUGCACUGGAGUCGUUCUCCUUUUUUAGAGCCUUUAGCCUCUUCAUCCAUCAGGCUGCCAAAUGAUGUUCCUUUGCACUUUUAUGUUUCAUGUCUCACCACUGUGACUGAUCCAAUGAGAAUUUAAGAGCACUUAAGAAGUGAGUUGAACUGAACUGCCAGUGACUUUGAUUGUGACUGCCACUGUUUUGCAUGCACAAAGCCUCAUAGGAUCGCGUAAGAGAAGCUCGAGAGCACGGAGUAGUGCAACUGGGACUCGACCGAUGUUUCCAAUGCAAACGAUACUCUCCGUUAAGAUGAGUUCACUGUGAGGAUCGUAACGACUUCUCUGUGAAUAACCUUGUGUCUGAGCAAUCACUAUGUUCUAAUAAGUUAGUAAGUAAGUAAGUAAGUAAAGAAAUAGACUCUAGGAAACCAAUUUGAAAAUCCCUCAAAACUGUGAGGAUAUUUAGACCUAAAUACUGUUAGAGUAAGAAUUAAAUAAAAGAGAGGUUAUAGACGUUCACUAGCGUAUUACUGAUGAAGCUGAAUAGUGUGGAUUCAGACACAUGGUACAUAAAACCACACCUGUAUUUGUCUUAUUGAGAGCUGAAAAUAAACUCUUAAAAUAAAUUAUAAAAAUC
Messenger RNA from Silurus meridionalis, 2432 nucleotides. Its product is annotated as cortexin-3. The transcript has 2 exons. The record is from RefSeq and is a predicted model, not a curated record. Bases 339 to 704 code for a protein of 121 amino acids. NCBI's taxonomy places the organism in Eukaryota, Metazoa, Chordata, Actinopteri, Siluriformes, Siluridae.